Molecule: messenger RNA, 1905 nt
Organism: Macrobrachium nipponense
Lineage: Eukaryota; Metazoa; Arthropoda; Malacostraca; Decapoda; Palaemonidae
Exons: 7
Coding region: 167-1249 (360 amino acids)
Source: RefSeq, a predicted model, not a curated record
UUGUAAACAAAGGGUCCAGGACCAGACCAGACAGGAAUGGAAUGAUCUUCCUCAGUCUGGAAGUGCGAGAUUCCACGGCAGGUGACGAUUGCAAAGCUUUCAAGAACUGAGACGACUAUAAUCACGUGCUCUCGAAGUUCCUUAAUUACCCUUGUCAGAGAUAAAGAUGGAAGACUUUGCAGUGGUAGCUUUCAAAUAUUCUGAUAGUGGAGAUGAAGUCGAAUUGGUGCCUACAUGUUGGCUACAGGAUGAAGAAACAAAAUGUUCUUGGCCAAACUUCAAAAAUAAAUUGAAGGUGACAAAGGCUGUUAAGGAGAUGACUAAACCAGGAGAUGCAUGGAGUAUUCAUUCCAUCAAAGUCUUGGCAAAAUGCAGAGACUACAAUGCUGGACGCCUUCUAGCAAGGAAUGCUAACAAUGCAUCAGGUAUCCAGAGAGAAGGAAAUUAUGGCCUUGGACGAAGAAGAAUAAAGUCUACGCAUAAUGACUCUGAAGAUGACUCGGAUUCAUCUAUCCCUCAACAACCCAAGCCAAAGAAAAGAUACUUGCCUGAGCCACCAGAAAUAGAGGGUGAAGAAGAAACUAGGUGUCCAGGGAGCAGCAGAAAAUAUUCAGCCAUGUAUAGUUUGUUAACAUCACCAUCAUCAUCAUCAUCAUCAUCAACACAGAUGCCCAAAGCAGUAUUACGAUCUUGCUUGGAAGAUGCCUUACGACCUGUUAUGCUGGCAGUGGCAAGAUGUGAAAGUAGAUUACAAGAGCAGCAGAAGACUCUCGAAAUGGUGCUGAGUAUUGUCAAAAAUUUGAAAGAAAGUCAGACUGCUCCACCCACUGGACCAGAUGUAUCCCUGCUGGAUGGAUUACUGCCAAUAAAAAGUUAUGUAGACUUUGAAGACUUUGAACAACAGAUUAAUGGGGAUUGUGCCCUCAGAAAGUCACUGGCAUGUCGACUUCAGGUUCUUGGGGGAGCAACCGUCAAAGCAGCUGUUAAAAACAUGGUUGACCUUUGCAUGACAAGUGGACUUCAGUAUGAAUUCAACUGGGAAGGUCGUCUUGGUUGGAAAACAAAAACAAAUACCUGCAAAAAAGGGUUCAAGAACACAACAUUGUGUAAAAUUAUGAUAAAUAUUCUGGUGAACAAGACCCAAUUGGCAACUGAUGAAAGUGAAGUAGGGAAGACAAUAAUGGUAUACCUGAGGAAUGCAGGUGACCGAUACUUCGGUAGAAAGAGACCAAACGACUCGCUUAGUUAGCAAAAUCAUGAUGACAAUUCCACUCUGUUUCAACAACAUGAUUCUGAUGGAACAAGUGUACAGUGCUUCUGAUGACUGUAGUCAACUAUUCAUGUCAUUUGUUUUACAACUCAAUUUGACCUUAAUAGAGUUAUGGCAACUUGUCAGGCUUUUGAUUAAUUUAUUUAUUAAUUUUUUGUGUGGUGGCCUUGACUUGAUUUAAAUGAAUGAUUUGAUGUAGAGUACUAUAGUAGAUUCACAUCAACUGUGCAUCUGAUGUCUAGGCCAGUCCAUUACGACGCUCCUGAUUGGCUGUUGAUAAGCCAGUGACAGGGCUGGAAACUCUGUCUCUCGAGAGUUCACAUAGGCAGGAUGUGUUCCAUCUCUCCUGAGGUAUGUCUUUCAGGAGAGGUGGAACAUACAUCCUGCCUAUGUGAACUCUCGAGAAAGACUGAAAGCUUCCAGCCCCGUGAUUGACUGAUCAACAGCCAACCAAUCAGGAGCGUCGUAAGGGACUGGCCUUGACAUCAGAUGCACGGUUGAUGUGAAUCUACUAUAGUAUCAUUCUUUUCUGUGGUUAUUCAGUGUAUGCUGUAAUUUAUGGUGCUUUUUACCUCAAAGUUGAUAUCACCAAGUUUUAUAAAAUAUUUUCCAUAGAAAUUAGAUAUUAAAUUAAG